This is a messenger RNA of Scatophagus argus, 2395 nucleotides long. It is a transcript of the gene slc37a4a, whose product is annotated as solute carrier family 37 member 4a. Gene Ontology annotation, molecular function: glucose 6-phosphate:phosphate antiporter activity. The coding region runs from base 572 to 2017 and encodes 481 amino acids. Gene Ontology annotation, biological process: phosphate ion transmembrane transport; glucose-6-phosphate transport. Gene Ontology annotation, cellular component: endoplasmic reticulum membrane. NCBI's taxonomy places the organism in Eukaryota, Metazoa, Chordata, Actinopteri, Scatophagidae. The transcript has 9 exons. The record is from RefSeq and is a predicted model, not a curated record.
UUGAAAUGCGGAAGCUUCAUGCUCUAACCCUCCUCUGCCACCUUGACUUGAAGCGCUUCACAAACAGCAUUGACACCACGCUAUUGUUUUCGAGAAAGCACGACAGGCAAAUAGCUGUGAGCUGGAUACUAAAAAGAAGAAUUGGACACACAGAGCUUUGUAGGCAGGACUUCUGUCCGCUAGAUCGUUUGCUGUUGAGGAUCAACAGUUCACACACACACACACACACACCAUCACUUGGAGAGGAGCCUCCCCCUGGCCUGUAAUGACUAUUGGACUUCCCAGUAAAUCAUUAACCACAUCAAUCUGCAGACACCCUCCAUAACAUCCUCAGAUGGACAAACAGCAACAGAAAGAACAGCAAGGUCAUUGUUCAAGUAGAAGGACCCUUUUUGUAAAUAGGAGCCUAAAGAAAACAACAGCCCGUACACAGCAUUGAUGCCACGAACUGAUUGGUGAAUCCCUUUCCUACCCGUCUGGCUGGCCUGCAGCACAUGGUAACACCCCAGAUCUAAUCAGCUUUUAGAAGUUGACCAUUAACCCCCUGUACCGAUCGCAAGCACCUCUCCACAUGUCAGCGGCUGCUUCUGCACAGUGGAUCCUGAAGCAAAGUUCACUGUCACAGGGAGCAGAAGUCUGUCGGACGGCAGGAGCUUGCUCCGUCCUCUGGAUUUGUCCCCUAUUUUUUCCAGUUUUUUGCUAUUCUUAUAGGAGUAAAUCUGCAGCCAUGGCUUCAGCAAGUUAUGGAUACUACAGAGGCACUAUAUUUCUGGCCAUGUUUGUUGGUUACACGUUGUACUACUUUAACAGAAAGACUUUCUCCUUUGUGAUGCCUUCUCUAAUGCAAGAAAUUAAGCUGGACAAGGAUGACCUGGGCAUGAUCACCAGCAGUCAAUCUUUGGCCUACGCUAUCAGUAAGUUCAUCAGUGGCGUGCUUUCAGACCAAAUCAGCGCCCGCUGGCUCUUCUCUAUUGGCCUGUGCAUGGUGGGAGGCAUCAACGUGUUCUUCUCCUGGUCCUCCACUGUCGCAGUCUUCUCUGCCCUGUGGUUCCUUAACGGUCUGGGCCAGGGCCUCGGCUGGCCUCCCUGCGGCAGAGUGCUACGCAAGUGGUUUGAGCCCUCUCAGUUCGGGACGUGGUGGUCAGUUCUCUCCUGCAGCAUGAAUCUGGCUGGCAGCUUUGGCCCCAUCAUUGCCACAGUGCUGGCCCAGAGUUACAGCUGGAGGACGAUUCUGUCGGUAUCUGGAAUGAUCUGUGUAGCGUUCUCCCUCAUUUGUCUCCUGCUCAUCAAGAACGAGCCUAAGGAUGUGGGGCUGCCCAAUAUAGAGGCAGCAGCCAAGAAGAGCAAAGGAGGAUCCUCCAGUGAUGAAAGCACCCUGUCCGAGUUCCUACUGUCACCCUACCUGUGGCUGCUGUCUGUGUCCUACCUGGUGGUGUUUGGGGUGAAGACGGUCUGCACUGACUGGGGCCAGCUGUUUCUCAUUCAGGACAAGGGCCAGUCUACGCUUAUUGGUAGCUCAUACAUGAGUGCCCUGGAGGUUGGAGGUCUGUUGGGAAGUCUCGCAGCAGGUUUCCUUUCUGACAAGGCUGUGGCCAAACAAGGCAUGAGAAUCCAUGGCAACCCUCGCCAUUUCAUCCUGAUCUGCAUGAUGGCUGGAAUGUUUGUGUCCAUGUACCUGUUCAGGGUCACAGUUACUCCUGACAGCUCACAGGUGUGGAUACUCAGCUUGGGUGUUGCUUUCGGUUUCUCCUCGUAUGGACCAAUAGCAUUGUUUGGAGUUAUAGCCAAUGAGAGCGCCCCAUCCAACUACUGCGGGACAUCACACGCCAUUGUUGCCCUGAUGGCCAACAUUGGUGGCUUCCUGUCCGGACUACCGUUCAGCACCAUUGCAAAGCACCACGGCUGGGAAACGGCCUUCUGGGUAGCAGAGAUCACCUGUGGGAUCACCACUAUUGGAUUCUUCCUGCUGCGCAACAUCCGAACAAAGAUGGGUCACGUGCCCAAGAAGGCAGACUAAAAACAUCACACAUCAUCCUCUGCACCAAAGGAAGAACUAGAUACUUUCAGCCAUCUCCGUAUUUUCUUAGAGGUUGAGCACUUUUUCUUCAAACGCCUUUUCUACAUACAGUAUAUACAGUCUGUCUGUAAACAGGGCACUAAUAACUCAAGAGGCAAAUGUGCAUUAUGUACGUCACAUCACGAAAUGUGGCAAAAAAACACAACUAGAGAAAUGUUUUCUCUCCAAAGGCCACUGUAAAGUAUUUCAAUGAUGAGAGCAGAAAACUGGACCCUGGUUUAGAAACUGGUAUAUUACACAAUAUCUGUGUUUUUAAAAAAAUGUACUAUUGAAUCAUGAAUGAAAUGACAAUACACAAUGGUCGUCUUUUUGUAGAAA